GAAGCAGAAAUAUAAUUACGACUAAUUAUAAACAAGGGAGGGUUGAAAUUAUGUUAAAAAAAAACCGAUACUGUUCAGAAUCCCUUUAAGUGUGAAAAAUAAUGUGACGGAAAGUGAGAGGGUUGUAUGAAAUUUCAAUACGCCUACCCUGCGCAAAAUCCAGAAGAUGCGCAGUCGUCUACUACUACAUCCACUGCAGAAAACUGGGUUAUGAUUUGUUGGUUACACUGCCCUUGAAGUUUAUUCUAUUAUUUAUUUCUCGCUUGCGGCGUUCGGUAUUUCGUUUAUCAAUUGUUUAAUAGUAAAUGUUUAUAUAUUUUUUCGUGGUUAUUUUUAUCGUAAAAUUUUGAUGUGUUGAAGUUUUUAUAAAGUGAUAUAUUAAAAUAGUGUUUAGCUACAUACACCAUUCCCGCUUAUGGUAUUAGGUUAAUUAUGAUGGUUUUUUAGCAUUCGAUAACUUCUACUUCCGUUCUCGUAAAGUAUUUCUUCUUGAGGUGUUAGUAACAGCCCCGUAUGGCAACUAAGCCUCGAAUUUUGAAAAAUUGGCAAGGACCAAUAGUCACUUCACAUAUGAAACGUCGUAUAUCCAUGAUACACCUUGCGUCGUUACGCAGACAGUUUUGUAGAGAUUUAGAAGAAUGGCCGACCAGAAUUCGUACGAUACCAAAAAAGUGUCGAAUCGCAAAAAAUUGGAAAAAAUACAUCGGCCGUCAAUAGAUGGCGUCAGUAUAGAUGAUGACGACGGUGAAAAAUUAAAUAAUGCAGUACCGAUAUUUUCGCCGACGAAAACUAAGCCGGAUCUGGUGCUCAACGAAAAGAAUGUUAUCAAAAAACAGAAAGUCAAAAAUAACAAUGUGUAUGCUAAUCCAAUAAGCGCUGAUAAUAUGGUUACAGAAAAAUUAUUGAACUGUAAAAAGGAAGAAGAUGAAAAGCCGGUACUGCACGUGCAAUUCAACGGCGAUAACCGCCACCAAAAUCCCCCCGUAAAAAAAUCAUCGAGCGUAAAUUCGGAUAUUUCUUCGUCUUCCAGCGAUUCUUCGGAAGAUCUAUCGGAAACCAGACCCCCCGAUGGGGGUUGGGGUUGGGUUAUAGUAUUAGCAUCCUUCGUCGUAAAUUUAAUAGCGGACGGUAUAACUUUCAGUUUCGGUGUCAUAUUUGUUGAAUUUCUAAAUUACUUCGGCGAAGAUCGUGGUACGACGGCCUGGGUCGGAGGUUUGUUCAUGGCCAUGCCGCUGUUAUCAGGACCGGUCGCUUCUUUUCUCACCGACCGAUACGGUUGUCGAAAAGUCACCGUCUUCGGCGCCCUGAUGGCAUCGAUAGGUUUCGUCAUAAGUUCCAUGGCGAAUUCGAUGGUUGUGCUCUGUAUUACUUUCGGUGUAAUAUCCGGUUUCGGUUUAAGUUUGUGUUACGUCGCUUCGGUUGUAAUUGUCGCUUAUUAUUUCGAUAAAAAACGUUCUUUCGCCACCGGUUUAGCCGUAUGCGGUAGCGGUAUCGGAACUUUCAUUUUCGCUCCUCUAAUACAGUUUUUACUCGACGAAUACGGUUGGAGGGGAACUACUCUAAUACUCGCCGGGUUGUUUUUGAAUUUGAUUGUAUGCGGCGCUUUGAUGAGAGAUUUGCCUUGGACGUCGAAAAAACAGAAGCGAUUGGCUCACGAAAGGAAAAAAAAUCGAUACUUGAAACGUAAACAGAAAGAAGAAGAUUCUUUUCCAAUUAGUAACAGUUCAAACACUGCUAGUAUGUUGCAGACGAUAACAGAAGAAAAAGAACAAAAUCACGAUUUAUCUGAUAAAAGAUUGAGUAGUUCUUUAGUGCAUCUUCCUACUUAUAUCAAAAAUGGCGAAAAAGUACCUUUGGAAGUAUUAGAACUACUAGCGCGCAAUAAAGCUAUAAAUAACGUAUUAAUUACUAACUAUCCGAAUAUUUUGGUAUCGUCGCGAAGUUUUAGCGAUUCCGGAAAGGUGCACGAAGGUGUUUUAUCAUCAAAACACGCAGCUACUCAUUCCCAAUUAUCUCCUAUCACUAACAUCGAUUGUUUUAACGAAGAACCAAACUCGUGGUUACCGAAAAAAGACGAAGUUUAUCCCGUUCCGCAUAAUCCUCAAAAAAAAAUACCGACGGCUUAUUUGAGAGAUCUCAGGAUACACAGGUUGUCCGUCACGUAUAGGGGCGCCAUGCUCAACAUAAAAAGAUAUCGCCUUCGAGCUAGUUCUUGUCCGGAUAUUUACCGGAAUUCCAUGACGACUAUUGCCGAAGAAAAAGCGGAGUGGUACGCGGGAAUUUGGGAUCUGUGGGAUCUUCUCGUCGACAUGUUCGAUUUUUCCUAUUUCGCCGAUGCGAAAUUUUGCAUUUUCGCCGUAUCGAAUUUUUUGCUUUACACCUGGUACGACGUGCCGUACGUAUACCUCACCGAUAAUGCCAGAAAACACGGAUAUUCGGAAAAAGACGCCUCGUUAUUGAUAUCUAUCAUCGGUAUUAUAAAUAUGUUCGGGGAAAUAAUUCUCGGUUGGGCAGGCGAUAGACGUUGGGCGAACGCGAGCAUCAUCUACGCCGCGUGUAUGGUCCUUUGCGGUGGAGUCAUAGCUCUUGUACCAAUCAUCGUUAAUUAUCCAUGUCUUUUAAUCGUUUCCGGAGCGUUUGGGUUUUUCAUCGCGGCCAAUUAUUCCUUAACUUGCAUCAUAUUAGUGGAAUUAAUUACUUUAGAUAGAUUUACUAACGCUUAUGGUUUGCUGUUAUUGGUACAAGGCGUCGCAAAUUUGGUCGGACCUCCUAUAGCUGGAAGAAUCUACGAUAUAACGGGAACGUACGACAUGUCAUUCUAUUUAGCAGGAUUCUUCAUUGCCGUUUCAGGUCUACUUUUGGUUGUUAUACCCGUAACGAAUAAAUACAAAUCGUAUAUAUGUAAAGACGAGGAAUCGUUAAACCCCCCUGUAAAUUGUGAUGAUCCAAAUAAACCCAAAAAAUAGGAUUUUAUUAAUUAAAGUUACAAAUAUAGUUAGAAUUUAAUUAAGGACCUCAAGUGAACUUAAAUAUGACGUAUUUUUACGCCACAAAAAUAUAAUCAGUUUAAUUCACCUCUAACUUAUUGCGUGACCCUCGUAGCAAACUAUUUUCUUAACGUAUAUUUACAUACGAACCUCGUAUAUAGUCGGAGUUUUCUUCUUUUUUAUUAUCAACCAGACUUUAAAAGCAUAAGUUAUAGAAUAGGAAUACGUAUAUUAUUGUAUUUAUUAAACCAAUUCUAAUCUUUCGUUUACACUUCUUAUAUAUUCAUUAUUCAUUUUGCUACCCUCGUAUAUAUUUACGUCUCACAUUAUCAAGUAUUUUUCUUAUUUUUUAUUUAGGAUCAGAUUUUAUACGUAUAUAUUAGAGAUAAAUAUAUUUUAUAGUGUAAAUCGGACUUCGUUAUUUGCAUUAAAUCCAUUCGUCUUCUUUUUUAUUGAAGUUUAGACUUUCUACGCAUAAGUUACAGAUUAUGGAAACGUUUAUUAUUGUAUCGUGUAAUUUCGACUUCAUUGUUUUCUAUGGCGUUAUUAUUGACAGUUUUAGUACAAAAAUGGUGGUUGACGAGUAAAUAAUAAUUAUUUUUCACGGUUUGCGUUAUAAUAAGUGAAAGGUUAUUAGUUUUGUGGUGUAAAUAUACUAUAUAUAAAUAAAAAAAGUUUAAAUACUAGACUUAAUCAAUUAAAAAAAAACGUUACUAGAUUUCUCGAUAACAAACCUUACGUGCCAACGCUUAUUUUAGAAUCCCAAUAAUAUAGAUCGUAUUUUGGAAGUAUUAUCGUUAUUUUUUUUUUUUGUAAAAAAAGUGAUAUAAAUUUAACGAUAGUUGUGUGAUAUUUCUCUUAGGAUAUGUUCGAAGUAUGUAAGUUUUGAUGUUACAUUUAAUUUGGUUUAUUAACCUCACAUUUUAGCAUCUUUUUCAAUAUUGAUUCAAUAGAAUAGUAAAAUUCUCAAUAGGUAAAUAACGAUCAGUAAUAUACGAGGUGCCACAUAAACUUGGUACAAACUAUAUGUACACAAUAAACAGGAAACACUUUUUUUUGUUGAAAAUAUAUUUUGUAAUAUAAACAGACACGUAGCUUAGAACCAUAGAACUAAAUUAAAUAAAAACAGCAAUAAUAGAUUUAGUAAUCACGGAGACAAAAACUAGUGACGUUCAAGUCUCAAGGUUAUUAUAGACAGGUCCGUAUUCAGGAUAAGUUAAUAAUUUUUCAACAAUUAAAUUUUCAAUUUAUUGUAAUAUUAUUUUGAAAUAGAGAUGUUUUGAUCGUGUUUUAUACAGUGCUGAAUUAAAUUUGUAAUUAAAUAACUUCUCGGACUAUACUAUUUUAUAAACGUAUAAAUAUUUUUCCUGUGGAUGUGAAUUGCUUUAAGGAAAAUAUGUACCUACACUGAUGAGGCGCAACGACGUCCAAAUCGGUACGCUAAUUUUAAUCUGAAAAAAUUAAAUAAUCCCGUGCGUGUGUAGGUGUAUAGUCCGAGAAAUAUAAGUAUUUAUAAAAAUUCGUCUUGUAAAAAUUUCUCGGUUCUAUCAGUAAAUAUGAUAAAUAAGUUUA
Messenger RNA from Diorhabda sublineata, 4559 nucleotides. Its product is annotated as monocarboxylate transporter 12-like. Gene Ontology annotation, molecular function: monocarboxylic acid transmembrane transporter activity. The coding region runs from base 639 to 2966 and encodes 775 amino acids. Lineage: Eukaryota; Metazoa; Arthropoda; Insecta; Coleoptera; Chrysomelidae. The transcript has 7 exons. The record is from RefSeq and is a predicted model, not a curated record. Gene Ontology annotation, biological process: monocarboxylic acid transport; transmembrane transport.